AUGAGUCUCGUAAGCCCCGUGCGGUGUCUCUUCUGCACUUUAUCUCGAGCUCCUGUCACAUCCAUCCCUCAACGACAAUUUCACCAAUCCGUUUCCCGAUUUGCAAAGAAGAGAAAACCUAUCCUUUCUGUCACGCCUCCGAAGAAGCUUAAACCGGAACAGUUUAAUCCAUACACAGAAGAUGCGAAGAAGCGCCUUGCGGAGGAAUACACCCCGGAACAGAUUGCCGCGAUUGAAGCCGGUGAAAAAAGCAUUGAUCCUCGAGAUAUGGCCAGUCAAUUUGCCCAACGAGAUGACCUAUGGGCUUUCAAAUAUCUGGAUGAUUUCUCUACCGUCGAGCCCGUCGUCGACCACCAUAUCCGCAAACCAAUAACCAAGAGCCUCCCUAUCCCUCGCAUGAAAACCGAGCAGGAAUUGAUGACGGAGGUUGCCAACUACCUAGAGCAGAUGAGCGAGGAAGAUGCCGAACAUCACCCUGAGAAAAUCUUCGAGUUCAUGAACGAGAUGGAUCUUGUGAAAGAUCCAGUUGACGAAGCCUCCUCUUUGGCCCCGGAUAUUACACAGCCAUACGAGACCAUCGAUAACAUAGGCGAAGGCCCAAACCUACAGCUCAGAAGAGAAGAUCUAAAGCGACAGGCGCGAGAUCCAAAUAUUUUAGAAACAGAAGAUCCUGAUAUGCAGAUGAAUUAUGAGAAAGUUUCCCUUGCAACAGGUUGGCCCGUAAACAUGCUUAGGGGUUUGCACGUGAAAGCCUUGGUCAAGCGAUCUGUUGCCAACCAGACUCGCCUGGGCAAGAUUCGCCAAUGGUCUCUUCUCUCCGUUGCAGGAAAUGGCAGAGGCUUGUUAGGUAUCGGUGAGGGAAAAUCCCGUGAAUUUGGAGAUGCAAUGAUGCAGGCUCACGCUCGGGCUAUCCGAAAUAUGCGCCCUGUCUUGCGAUACGAAGACAGGACCAUUUAUGGAGAUGUACGUGGUAAAGUAGGCGCUACGGAAUUGCAACUGAUGCACCGCCCACCAGGUUUUGGUCUCCGUUGCCAACACAAUAUCUGGGAAAUGUGUCGUGCAGUUGGUAUCCGCGAUUUGGCUGCGAGAGUCACCCGAUCCCGAAACAAGAUGAACACUGUCAAAGCUGCGUACGAGGCCCUAAUGAGCCAAAAGGAUCCAGAAGAUAUUGCUCGUGCCAGGGGCAUUAAGUUGGUUGAUGUAAGAAGGGUAUAUUACGCCGGAGCUCAGUGA
This is a messenger RNA of Paracoccidioides brasiliensis Pb18, 1233 nucleotides long. Its product is annotated as mitochondrial 37S ribosomal protein MRPS5. Gene Ontology annotation, molecular function: structural constituent of ribosome; RNA binding. The coding region runs from base 1 to 1233 and encodes 410 amino acids. Gene Ontology annotation, biological process: translation. Gene Ontology annotation, cellular component: ribosome. The record is from RefSeq and is a predicted model, not a curated record. The transcript is spliced from 2 exons.